Ruditapes philippinarum (Manila clam) is the source of this 3879-nucleotide messenger RNA. RefSeq names its product amine sulfotransferase-like. Gene Ontology annotation, cellular component: cytoplasm. Gene Ontology annotation, biological process: sulfation. Lineage: Eukaryota; Metazoa; Mollusca; Bivalvia; Venerida; Veneridae. The record is from RefSeq and is a predicted model, not a curated record. Gene Ontology annotation, molecular function: sulfotransferase activity. The transcript is spliced from 3 exons. Bases 233 to 646 code for a protein of 137 amino acids.
AUUGUAUUAAGAAUCAUCGCAUUAUAUUUUCAAAAGUACUAUAACUAUGACAUGACGUUGUUAUAUGACGCUCACUAAACUCUGCACACAUUUCAAUAUAAAGAACGGGCACCAAAAGUCUAUAUUGCACAAUAUUUGCAACAGUGUGAAAUUAUUUUUUAGUUUAAUAUCUCAUUGAAAACACAUUGCGAACGCCAGUAAGUAAGUACGUAUUGAAAACACAUUAAGAUAAAUGAAUUUCAAUCUCAUAGAACUUUACCGAUGUCCAUGGCAAAGACAUGUGCAAGAAUAUUGGGAACAUAAAAAUGACAGCAAUGUACUUUUUCUACAGUAUGAGGAUGUUGUGGAGGAUAUGGUUGGUGCCAUAAAACGUAUGGCAACUUUUCUCGGGCGUCAUUUGACAGAGGAGGACAUUUUAAAGAUUGCUGAGAGUUGUCAUGUCGAUACAAUGCGCAGUAAUCCAAUGGUUAAUUAUGACUGUUAUAAAGAUAUCAAAGACUUGAACCCAAAUGCUGAUGGCGUCUUUAUCAACAAAGGUAAACCCGGUGUCUGGAGAGAUCGUCUUACACUGGAACAGAGCCAGAAAAUUGAUACAAUGAUUGACGAAGUAGGAAAGUUUGGCUUAAAAUUCAGACAUAGCACUUAAUGAUAUGGUAGACAUCUAUACCUGCUAUAUGAAUUGCAAUUCAAAGAUUUUACUGUAAUGAAUCGAUUGAUAGAUAUAGUGAUUUACAGUGCAUGGAGAUUUUAUAUAAAAAAUGUCUAAAUGUCUUUAAUAACUGAAAAUAUUAUCUGUAGUAUAAAGCAAUUUAAGGAAACAUAUUAUAUGUUUUUUUGUUUUUUUUUGCAAAAGCAAAGAGGACAUAAUAUUAUUUUAUCAUCAUCAUAAUUGUUUACUGAAUUGCAAUUUAAAAAACGUUACAGUUUCAGUAGUUGUUUGUUAAAAACAUUUAAAACACACUUUUUAAAACUACUCUUCGAAGAGCUAAACUAAUUUGUAACCUACUUUCAUUUUAAUGUGUUUUCUUAAAAGGAAAACUAAACGAUAGAGAACUACUUUAUUGUGCAUAUCAGAGUAGCUUCCCUUUGAUGUUUAUCCGUAAAUAAAUUAUUCUAUAAUGAGACAUUAUCAUAUUUAUGUGUAUAUUUGUUUAGUUUCAUAUUUUCUAUUUUCAUAAUCAAUAGUUGCAUGAAAAGUAUAUUGUAAUAUGGAUUUAAGAAUAAUUUAUAUUAAAUAAUUAAUAUUAAUAAAUAAAUAUUGAUACAAACAUUUCAACAUGUAAAUCUGAAGUGAAUAUUUUAAAAAUACAGAAAAUAAUAAUUUGUCUUAAUAUAUAUUUAUAUAAUCUUUUGUAUUGUGAUAUUGUUUCUAAUAUACAUGUAUAUAAGUGAUAGUCAUGUUUACUUUUCUGCUGCAUAUUUAUCAGGAGCUAAUGUUAGAAUCUUAACGUUUGUGUCUGUGUGCGCGUUAGUUGGUGCGUGCGACCGUGCGUGAUAUGAUUUUUCUACAUGAUUUUCAUUUGUAUUAUAUAAUUACAUUUGAAAUAGAAUACGUUUAUUUUGAAAAACAUAUGCUAAUCAUUGCAAAACCCUUCAAAAUUUUGUAUUUCAAAUUUCGUCCCGUUUAUUUAACUUGACAUCGGUAUUGCCAAAAAACACAGUCUAAACAGCCCUAGUUAUUCGUAAACAGAAACUAAUUUUCAAUCGAUUCAAAGAAGUUUUUGUCAAAUUCCCCUGGAAAUAAAUUGUAAAAUUAAUUGAAACAAAAAAUCUUUACAUUAUGUUGAUAAUGUGACAUUUCUAUUUGUAUUAGUAAUUAAAGCCGUUUUGUAACUAGUGUUUUGUAGUUUUCUUGUAUAAAAUACUGCAAAAUUCAGAAUAAAUGCAGUUUCGUAUUGCAUCGGAUGGAAUAAAUUCAUUUGAUUUGUAACAUUUUCGGCUAUAUGAGAAUGAAACUGUAUAAUGAUUUAAAAUAUAUAUAUACUUAUAUAUAUAUAUACUUUUUUACCUUCUGUAAACUAGUCUUCCUGUAAAUUCUAAAUUAUACAUAGAAUCACUCUGUUGUCGAGUUUCCUAAAUUAACCGUAAAAAAAUUGUAAUGAAUAACUCAAAUAUAUCAUUAAUGAUGUGGCACAUGUACAUAAUAAAAUCACGAAUUUAAAUUUAAUUUAAUUUCGUGGAUAUUGCUGAAUGUGAGUUACUUUAAAUCACUGCAUAAUAAGACCCACAUAUUCAUAUAGUUAUCUAUUCAGAGGUUAGAUUUGCGAAGGCAACAAUUAUUGAUUUAGAUUAAUGCCAAUUUUUGCAAAUCACUUAAGCAAAUGGUAAUCAGAAACAAGACAAAUUAACACUGAAACGAACGCCGGGAAUAACUUCUAUGCUAAAAUAAAUGAUUAGUCUAUAAUCUUAUUUUCAGUUUAUUGAAUUGCGCGAUGAAGAGUACAUUGCUUAAUCAGUUUUAUAUUAAUGUAACUACAAUCAGUUUUGAAGUAAAGUUACCCUGCUGUCACCAUGAUCUAUGUAAACAGCCUAGAUUGUGUCAUAUAACAUACAUCAUUGAAGUCAGUGACCCUUUUCUUAUUUAAUUUUCAUAAUGUAAAGAUGAAAAACGACACAAAUAUGUUGCUUAUAAAAUGGUUAUGUUUAGAUGCUCGCAAUAACAAUGGACAUCAUUAUUAUUUUUAGUCCAAUACUGUACUUAUCUUUGAUACGCUUAUCUCUCCUUUUCACGGUGUGUGCAUACCUUGGAAUAAAGAAAACCGAAACUUGUACCGGCGGACCAGUUGCCGAUGUCCUGACUGACGGUUGUAUUGAGACUUACUUUUUAGCUAUAAUUGAUAUCUUAAAAAUAGUCUGUGGCAAUUGUUACGUGGAUGUUGUCAAACCAUGUGAGAAACUUAAAACUUCCCGAUGCACAUAAACCAAAGCUUUGAAAACUGUACGAUUUGCAGGACGCCCGUAUCCAUAAGCCUUUAAAGUUAAAUUUGAUAACAAAUAACGAGCGGUAGUUUGUAUAAUACCACAGUUUUCCAUGAAUAGGUUCAUUCAAUUCAGUCCUAAUCUGAUCCAUUUGUAAUUUUCUUUCGUAUUUGUAGAACGAAAUUUCUACUAUUAACCUACUUUAUUGCUGAUCAUAGAUAAGAAUAUCAAAGAGUUCUGAACGGCAGAUAUGACUUUGAAUUUCUUUUAUACAACAUAAUAAUAGUUAUGUUUUAAAAUGGUGAUCCAUAUUUGUAUCCAGCUGUCGCACUUAUGUUUCUUUUUAUUUCAUUCAAAUUAGCUCCAGAAAUAUUUAUGGUUAUAUAUAAAAAAAACCAUCAGUUGUCUUUUGCCUGUGGCAUAAUUAUACUACAUAUUUUGUGAUAAGAUAUUGAAUAUUAAAUGACAGAAUAUCAUACGUUAUCACCAGGAGGGCUAUCUCAUCAGUCUUGUGCCAUUAAGCGAUAUAAUGGCACUUUGUUUUAUAGUUAUUAGUGACAUUUUCACAACAAAAUUAAUGAAAGGGUAAAUUUCCUGUACUCAUGAAUAAUAAAUCUUGUUUUAUUUGAAGAUUCUAUUUAAUUUCUUUAAAAUCUUUUCUUUAUAUUUUUUGAAUACUACUAUGUUUAUAAAUUGUGUAUAAUCAUAUAAUCAUAUCUGUAUUUCCGAUUAACUUAAAAGUGUCACUUUAUAAAAUAUUGUUAUUUCUAUACAUUUUUUAAAAGUAUUUGUAGACGUAUUAUUGUGCCAUCAGUGUUCUGUAAGGUAUUUACAGGCCUUUUGAAGAAUAAUUGUACACGUACCAAUUUAAAAAUAAUCGUUUUUGUAUGAUUUUAAUAUUGAAUAUGAUAGAAUAUUUUAAUAAAACUGUUCAGUGUCCUAGAGAUCAUCGGUAGGAGU